AUGUCUACGCCGCACCUUCCCGUCGAAAUUCACGACAUCAUUUGUUCGCAUCUUGCGAGGGGGGAUUUGCACAGCUAUCGGAGCGCAAGCCGGUAUCUCGCUAAUAUCGGUGCGCAAUAUCUAUUCAGGCAUCUCACAUUUCAUGCGAGCUAUGCCAGCUUGGACCGUAUCGCGAAUGUUGGAAACUACAAUCACCUAACUUGUCUCGUUGAGACUGUCACCUGGGAUACUAGCUCGAUAAAUUUGGAUGUUACGGACUUUGACGACUGGAAGACCAAAAUUCUCAGCUUGAGAUGUCAAGAGCUGGGAGAGCUACGGUCAAGAUGGUAUAAGCAGAUUCAAAAUCACGAUGCCUGUGAAAAUCUUGUACAGCGGUAUUUCUGGGAGGAAUAUGAGCGGUACAAGGCGAUGGUAGCAACAGAACGGGACGUGCAAGCCCUCCUCUUGAGAAACGUAGCGAACCUCGUCGCGCUUUUCCCUAAGCUGAAAACCAUCCUCGUCGAAAAGAAGAGGUACGACUACGACGAUGGAUAUCUGGAUAUGGAGGUUCUCGAGCCUCAUUCUGAAAAGCUGGUGAAAAGAGGCAUGCUACACAGACACCCACUAUCACGACCCGUGCCAUAUAAGCACUCCACCGACAUGUUCCCGCUCGUCGCGGCGCUGAACGCCGCGCAAAAGUCUACUCAGCAAGUCGAAGCGCGAACCCUUCGUUACAAAAUCUUCAGCCAGCUCGAAUAUACACAGCACUUGCAGCAUGUGGACGUCUCGCAGAUCACACGCCUGAAUCUCCGCUUUGCCCUGCUCGACCCCUCCUCCAACCCCCAGGAUUCAAGCCUGAACAUCAUGAACUGCAGGCACACUCUCAGCCAGGGUCACCUGCGAGAAUUCCUUCAAAAAUUCUCAAAUCUGCAGUCGCUUGGGUUAGACUUCGAAGCCAGAUCUCUCGGAAACGGACGGGCACCGGCGAACUUGCAAGAUAUCUUCCUUGUAGUGCAGGACGUCGUCUGGCCUUGCCUUCAGCACCUCACCAUCUACCACGCUGACACCCCGGCUUCGAAUUUCACCGCACUUCUCGCAUCGCAUGCGUCGUCCCUGAGGAGCCUGUCGCUGAGCGACGUGUGCCUCGAUCCGCCCGGCUCGUGGGAAGCCAUCCUCACCGACCUACAACCUCACCUCUCGCUAUCUUCCGCCACAUUCUCGCAGUUCCUGUUCGAUGCGCGAAUAGACAGUUUUCUGAGAGGCAGAAGCGCUCUGAUGGGAUGGUAUUGCGAUAGUGAAGAGAGUGUGGAGGCGAUGUCUUCGCUGGGACCGCGGUUGGAGAAGUUCAUGGUCAAGGGGGGCGCUUGUCCCUUGAACGAGGAGAAAAAGGUUGCGAGGAUUGUGGGGAGGAUGGAGGAUCUGGUGGGGGGAGGGAGUGCUAGUGUCAUCAUUUGA
Molecule: messenger RNA, 1434 nt
Organism: Paraphaeosphaeria sporulosa
Lineage: Eukaryota; Fungi; Ascomycota; Dothideomycetes; Pleosporales; Didymosphaeriaceae
Exons: 1
Coding region: 1-1434 (477 amino acids)
Source: RefSeq, a predicted model, not a curated record